AUGGUGCCAUUCUCUUCGAAAUCGGAUUUGAAGAAUCGAGCAGUCUCCAUGUUCACCUUGAAGGAUCUUCAGGAGAAGCUUACAUCAGCAGAGGGAUCAGUGAUGGAGGAAGAGAUGAGACAUCCUGUCCCUCCACCUCCACCUCCACCCCCUCCUCCGCCACCGCCUCCUCCACGUGAACCUCCAGCUAACCCCUUGGCCGAGUUACUGAAGAGAAGGCAAAAGAAUCAAACAGGGGAUGGGCCGAACACCCAAGACUCAGUCAACCUCAAUGAUCUCAAGGUGAAAGCUGUGAAUGAGAUGAUGGAGAGGAUCAAAACUGGUGUCAUCCUGAAACCCACCAAAAAGAAGAUAGAGGUACAAUGA
Molecule: messenger RNA, 366 nt
Organism: Rhincodon typus (whale shark)
Lineage: Eukaryota; Metazoa; Chordata; Chondrichthyes; Orectolobiformes; Rhincodontidae
Product: shootin-1-like
Exons: 4
Coding region: 1-366 (121 amino acids)
Source: RefSeq, a predicted model, not a curated record